AUGGCUGGAGCAGCUGAAGACGGUUGGAGUGACGGUGGCUGCUGGAAGGCUGAUGUCAAGUCUUCAAGGAAUGAAGCUGCGACUUCACUGGCGAAGGAUGUGUCUUCGUUGAGGAAGAAGACAAGGAUCCCUUCUGCUGAGAAGACUCAAGUAGGAGUUGUUCCCUUGUCAUCAGCUAGGGUUAAACAUCUCGUUGGCGCAGAUAACAAAAAGAUUGGCAGUAUGCGCAAUAUUCGGGAUGUUCCACUCAAGCCUUGUUCCGAUGGAGAUCGAACUAGGAGGUCUGCUCAUCUGCCUUACCAUCAUGAUCCAGCUGUUGAGUCACAAGUAGUUAAGCUUGGAGUUGAUUCAGCGUCGUUGACUUCUUUGGAGGUGAGGAUGGUUGCGAAUAAGAGGACGCGAGAGUCAUCUGCCAGGGCGAAGGGUUCUUCUACAACAUUUGCGGCUGAUCUCAAGGUGGACAAGUCCAGCCUUGCACGGAAUGCAGGCGUGGUUGUUGAAGACGAACUUCCUGUCAACCCCGUCUACUUGCUUCAGCUAGUUGAUUAUAUCUAUCAGGCUAGCGAUCUUGAUACCUUUUUAAGUCUUUCCUUAGAAAAAGAAAGGGAAGCAACAUUUCAUCUACUUCAAAGAGGAGUAGUUGUUGACUUGGUUAGUCGAAAAGACGCCUACCUCCUUCUUGAGAGCAAGAAUGCGGACAUCUCCCUUAGUUAUGACAAGCUUCUGGCUAGAUUUGGAGCCUAUCACAAGUCUGCUGAAAAAUCCAAGUUUGAUGCUAUCACAGAUGCAUACAAGCUGGGCUACUGUUGGUCCGUCGCAAAUCUCGCGGCCUGGUGCUCCGGGCUGAGGGGAUGUUCGUCAACACGUAACGUCCUACUUUUGGAUGCAGUGUUGUUGUGCGCGGGCGUGCCAGCACGGUCUACCAUGCGUUGA
This is a messenger RNA of Prunus armeniaca (apricot), 933 nucleotides long. Lineage: Eukaryota; Viridiplantae; Streptophyta; Magnoliopsida; Rosales; Rosaceae. The record is from the annotation of a GenBank genome assembly.